Molecule: messenger RNA, 731 nt
Organism: Dinoponera quadriceps
Lineage: Eukaryota; Metazoa; Arthropoda; Insecta; Hymenoptera; Formicidae
Product: interleukin enhancer-binding factor 2 homolog
Exons: 2
Coding region: 6-716 (236 amino acids)
Source: RefSeq, a predicted model, not a curated record
AAAUAAUGGAUUACUUUUUACUAGACCUAAUAUGUAUAUAUAUAUAUAUAUGUAUAUAUACAUUUGCUCAACAGCAAUUAGAAGAAGUGAGACAAGUCGGCAGUUUCAAAAAAGGAACAAUGAUAAAGGGUCACAACGUCGCCGAUAUAGUCGUUAUUCUUAAAACUCUACCGACUAAGACAGCAGUAGAAGCUCUUGGAAAUAAGGUCAACAAUGAUUUGAAAACUGUAAACCCUAAGGAGAUCUUCAGAGUGAUACAAACAGAGCGAGGAUUUGAUAUCGCUAAUAACGAAGCUACUGUUCGUGUAUUAAUAACUACACUGCACCAAAAUCUACGUAAACUGGAAUCCGAUCAACACUUGGAUGUCAAAAUAUGUCAAGGACAUCUCGCUGCCAUCAGACAUUCUCGUUGGUUCGAGGAGAACGCCCAUCAUUCUAGUAUCAAGGUCCUAAUUCGACUACUUCGUGAUCUUAGGAGCAGAUUUGAAGGUUUGGAACCAUUAUCUCCGUGGAUGCUGGAUUUAUUAGCGCAUAACGCUAUAAUGAACAAUCCCAGCAGACAAGCAUUACCAAUAAACCAGGCGUAUAAGAGAGUGCUGCAGUUGCUCGCUUCUGGAUUGUUUCUCCCCGGAUCUGCAGGUAUUUCAUUACGUUCGCUCAAAUUGAUAUUAACUCCAAAAAAUAUAACGGAAUUAGUCUUUGCUUCGGAUGUCUGAAACUUUUAUUUUGUU